AUGAAUAUUGUCGAGUGGGCCUUUGGCAAGCGCAUGACGCCGGCGGAGCGUCUGCGCAAGCAUCAGCGGGCACUCGAUCGAACACAGCGUGAACUAGACCGCGAACGCACCAAAUUGGAAAACCAAGAGAAGAAGCUGGUUCAAGAUAUCAAGAAGAGUGCCAAAAAUGGUCAAAUUGGAGCUUGCAAGAUCCAAGCAAAGGAUUUGGUUCGGACCAGACGCUACAUUCAAAAAUUCUACCAGAUGCGCACUCAAUUACAAGCUAUCUCGUUACGGAUUCAGACCGUUCGCAGCAAUGAGCAAAUGAUGCAGUCGAUGAAGGGUGCCACGAUGCUCUUGGGCAGUAUGAAUCGCCAGAUGAAUCUGCCCGCUCUCCAGCGCAUAACAAUGGAAUUCGAGCGAGAGAAUGAGAUCAUGGAUGAACGACAGGAAAUGAUGGAUGAUGCCAUUGACGAGGCAACAGGAAUGGAAGACGACGAAGCAGAGGGCGAGGACAUUGUCAGGGAAGUUCUCGACGAAAUUGGUGUUGACUUGACGCAGGCGCUGGGCGAGACACCUUCUGGCGAGAUCCAAAAAGAAUCAGCUGGUAAUGUUCGCGUUGCUCAGGCUAUCGGCGGGGGAGGUGGUGGCGGUGCACCGGACGCUGGUGACGAUGAUCUCCAGGCGCGUCUGGACAGCCUCAGACGCUGA
Messenger RNA from Penicillium oxalicum, 690 nucleotides. RefSeq names its product ESCRT-III subunit protein DID4. Gene Ontology annotation, biological process: protein transport; endosome transport via multivesicular body sorting pathway; late endosome to vacuole transport. NCBI's taxonomy places the organism in Eukaryota, Fungi, Ascomycota, Eurotiomycetes, Eurotiales, Aspergillaceae. The record is from RefSeq and is a predicted model, not a curated record. The transcript is spliced from 5 exons. Bases 1 to 690 code for a protein of 229 amino acids. Gene Ontology annotation, cellular component: ESCRT III complex; multivesicular body.